GCUGAGAGAGCUAUGUUAUACAAGGAAGCAGGGCACAUCGCCGGUGGCAGAGAUUCGAAGAGGGAUUGCCGUGGUUCUCCAUCGAACCUCCAUUAAUAGAACUCUUUACACGUCGUCCGUCAUCGCUGUCCCACCUGCCGUCGUGGGUUGCUUAGUGUCAACUGGCGGGGCUGAACAUGGGAUACGGUCAUAGUAUAAUAGUGGGCGAUGUCCCUGGCGGGUGAAGCUCAAGGCCGAAGCAGAGAGGCAUGCGUUCACUACACUCCUCGGGUUCCCCUAGUGGGCGUCAGACACUCCUUGUGCCUCACCUGGGACCUAGUGCCCAGGCCCCCUUCUCAAUAUGACCACUAUCCUCCGCACCUUCGGUGUUCGGAACACCGCUCCGCAGACGCAAUACCCCAACAACACCGUAUCUCCCUCAACAAGCAAUACCGCAGGGUGGAUGGUGGCGGCUAUUGUGGGCAGCAUCAUCUUAUUCGGGGCUGCGCUCACCUACGUCAUCGUCCAGAUAGCCAGGCAUCGCCAGUAUCGAAGACAACGACGGCUCUACCCGCACCUGACACAAGACGAUAUCCUCCGAAGGCGGAAGUUGAGCGCAGCGGAACUGUUUCGCGAGGAGGAGGCGCGCAGAAUACGCAUGAUCCGCAAGUCUCUGGCCACUCGGUCGACGGACUCUGCGGGGAGCAAGUACUCGGCGAUGAUGGCCCGCGUCGACGAGGAGCUGAUGGAGAUCGAACGGCAAGAGUCGCUGAGACUCAAGGAUGACUGGAAGAGGUGGGAGGCCCGGGUGCGGCAGGAACGGUCAUUGACGGCGGAUCAACAUCCAGCUGCCAGCGCGGCGAGCCCAGUACCCAUUCUCACGAUCCCGUCGCCGGCGAAGCAUCGAUCCCAGAGUCGAAGACCGCCUCUGAACCCAAAUACCGCCCCGGCAGCACUGCCGAGUAACCCAAACCGUGCUGGGAACUGAGAACAAGUCCCAGCUGGCUGCUAUCAGCGAAACACGUAGCUUCAGGUUGCCUCUCCCGUCGCAUGCGGCGGCCAGGGAUGAGAGAGAAUUAUGACGUUGAGAUCAGGGCGGGCUCGACGUCGUUUGGUGAUGCCCAAGCGAGGCCCUUUUCAGGUGACGUCCAGGACCAGGACGGCGAGGGGGAACGAAGCGCAGUGGCAUCCAAAGGACACGGGUACUAAUUAAUGGUUGAUGCCAAGCAGACCGAAGGAAGUUAUUGUCCAAAGUAGGGUCGGCUCAUGUCCGAUACCCAUGAUGAUGAGUCUGUUUGUUGUUGGAAUGAUAGCGGUGAUUGUUAUCGACACUGCUUAAGCGCACUCUGUCAUCUGGAUCUUGAAACCUUCAGAAGUGCUUUGGGGAAUUCACAUCUGCCGUU
Chaetomium strumarium is the source of this 1382-nucleotide messenger RNA. RefSeq lists its product as uncharacterized. The transcript has a single exon. Bases 341 to 967 code for a protein of 208 amino acids. Lineage: Eukaryota; Fungi; Ascomycota; Sordariomycetes; Sordariales; Chaetomiaceae. The record is from RefSeq and is a predicted model, not a curated record.